AUGGGCAUGCAAAGACGUUCAGAACAUAGCAACGAUCCAAUUUUUGUUGCAGCACACAACACAACAAGACAACACCACAAAUGCACACAACCAGACAAUGAUGGUGUCCCAGAACACACAUGUGCACAACAAAACCAUUCUCCAAAAUUGGCUUCUUUCACUUCCCAAAAUGCUCCACCUGUGAUACCUGCUUUUGUUGCCUUGCUGCUCCUUGUUACUUCAAUUGCCCCAGCAUUGUGCCACCCCCAACAGGGUAACCACACUUUUAGGCCACCCCAUGAGUUGCUCAAGUUGAGGAGAAUCAGAGCUCACUUGAAGAAGAUUAACAAGCCUCCUGUCAAGACAAUUCAGAGUCCAGAUGGUGAUUUGAUAGAUUGUGUUUUAUCUCACCAGCAGCCAGCUUUUGACCAUCCUAAGCUUAGAGGGCACACACCAUUGGAUCCACCAGAGAGGCCAAGGGGAAACCACACCGAAGGAGAAAGGGAAAGUGAGAGCUUUCAGCUUUGGAGUGAUUCUGGUGAAACAUGUCCAGAAGGAACUGUUCCAAUCAGAAGAACAACAGAGGAGGAUAUUCUCAGAGCAAGUUCUAUCCGAAGAUUUGGAAGAAAACCAAGAGCUGUACGGAGAGACUCAUCUGGCAGUGGACAUGAGCAUGCUGUUGUUUUUGUAAAUGGGGAUCAAUACUAUGGAGCAAAGGCAAGCAUAAACGUGUGGGCACCAAGUGUAACUGAUGAAUUUGAAUUCAGCUUGUCACAAAUGUGGGUUAUUGCUGGCUCCUUUGGUAAAGAUCUGAACACCAUAGAAGCUGGUUGGCAGGUGAGUCCACAACUGUAUGGAGACAACUAUCCAAGAUUUUUCACUUACUGGACAACUGAUGCAUAUCAAACAACUGGGUGCUACAAUUUGCUCUGUUCAGGCUUUAUCCAAACCAACAAUAGGGUAGCAAUAGGAGCAGCAAUCUCCCCAAGAUCUGCUUACAACAGAAGACAGUUUGACAUUGGCUUAAUGAUUUGGAAGGAUCCAAAGCAUGGACAUUGGUGGUUGGAGUUUGGGUCAGGUGUACUGGUAGGGUAUUGGGCAGCAAACAUGUUCAGCCACUUGAGGAGCCAUGCAAGCAUGGUGCAAUUUGGAGGGGAAAUAGUGAACACACGUUCAAGGGGUUACCACACAAGCACCCAAAUGGGGAGUGGGCAUUUUGCUGAAGAAGGGUUCAGAAAAGCAGCAUAUUUUAGAAACUUGCAAGUGGUUGAUUGGGACAAUAGCUUGCUUCCUCUUUCAAACAUUCAUCACUUGGCUGAUCACUCCAAUUGCUACAACAUAAGGCAAGGGACCAGCAAUGUUUGGGGAACUUACUUUUACUAUGGAGGGCCUGGAAGGAAUGUGAGAUGCCCAUGA
Sphenostylis stenocarpa is the source of this 1395-nucleotide messenger RNA. The record is from the annotation of a GenBank genome assembly. NCBI's taxonomy places the organism in Eukaryota, Viridiplantae, Streptophyta, Magnoliopsida, Fabales, Fabaceae.